Paramecium sonneborni is the source of this 1478-nucleotide messenger RNA. The record is from the annotation of a GenBank genome assembly. Lineage: Eukaryota; Ciliophora; Oligohymenophorea; Peniculida; Parameciidae.
AUGGACGUUGAUAUAAAAAAAGGGCGUCUAAAAGCAGUUCGUAUAAAUGGAUUGAUUAAUGGAGUGAAUUGUCAUUAGUCUAUUAGUUGGAUAUACAGUGUUUUUGAUAUAGUAAUAGCAUAUAUAUUUGCAUUUGAAUUUGAAGAUACUGGAAUGAAGGUAUAAAAAUAUUAAUUCAGGAACUCCAAUUGAUAUUGCUUACUAUAAUAGUUACAUGCAUAGUUUAUUCUUGUCUUAGAACAACAUUGAUUGAUCCAACAGAUUCAGUAGUAAAAGAAGAGAAAUUAUCAAAACUACAAGGGUAAAUUGAAUAAUAAAUAUUAAAGGAAAGAAUAUAAGACUCAAAUUAAAUCAUAUUGUUUAGUAUGUUAAGCACAUGUUUAAGAUAAAACGAAACAUUGUUGGAAUUGUAAUAAGUAUUAAAUAAUGUUAUAUAGAUGUGUAUCGAAAUUUGAUCAUCAUUGUAUUUGGUUAAAUAAUUGUGUUGGAGAUUAGAAUUAUUCUUAUUUCUUUAUAUUAGUAAUCUCUUUAGUUGCACUUAAAAUAUUUAAAUUAAGUUAGGAUCUCUAAUUGCUUUAUAUGCAAACUAAUUUUCAGAUUCUAAUUUAUAUUUGUAUUGCUGUAGAUCCUCCUGUAUUUAUUGUUUUGGCAUAUUUAUUAUCUAUGCAUUUAUACUUUAAGUAAAUAAUAAUAUAUUUAUUAGAUAUAAAAAUAUAUCAACUUAUGAUUACAUUAAAUCUAAAAAGGAUUCCAAAGAUUUAAAAGUUAAAACUUAAUAAAACAUAUAAUAAAAAUAGAUUCAAAAUGAAAGUUCUACUGGUUAUGGUUAAUUAUUAUCAACAUCAAAACGUUUUGAUUUAAAAUCACAAUUAUCAUUAAAAACUGGAGAUUCAAAAAAACAAAAUACAAAUUUUUUUUCAAAUAAAUAAGAUGAAGAUAAGAAAGGAAAUUAAUAAACAUAAUAAUAAAUAACAUAAAUUCCAAGUUUAUUUACUUCUAAACCUACUACUCCUGGAAAUGAAUAAGAUAAAAAACAUUAAGUUUAAUAAUUCUCAAAACCAAAAGAUCUAGAUGAUUUAAAAGAUAAAUAGAUAUAUAAUCAAGUUAUAGUUGAAGAUUCAGAACCAUAAUUAAAUGAGAGUUCUGAUGAUGAUGAUAAUUGUGAUUAACAUUAUGAAAAACAUCAUCAUUGUCCUAAUAAUAGUCACACUUCUGAUUUACAUUAUAAUGAUGAAUAAAUAAAUCCAAAAAUAGAUUAAAUUAAUCAAAAUGAUUUGAUAAUUAAAUAAGAAAUUGAAAUCAAUCCAGAUAAAUAAUCAGAUGACUAAGAAGGUCUAUCAAACUAGUAAUCUCUUCAUGCUUAAGAACCUCCUCCACCUUCUAAAUGUUAAACAUUUCACUUAACAUCAUAAGGAGAUCCAAAAAUUAUUAUCUCACUUAAUAAUCAAAACUAAAUAUCUAAUAAUUUUACUUCAUGA